This is a messenger RNA of Podospora anserina S mat+, 1527 nucleotides long. RefSeq lists its product as uncharacterized. The record is from RefSeq and is a predicted model, not a curated record. The transcript is spliced from 2 exons. The coding region runs from base 1 to 1527 and encodes 508 amino acids. NCBI's taxonomy places the organism in Eukaryota, Fungi, Ascomycota, Sordariomycetes, Sordariales, Podosporaceae.
AUGGCCAGCCCUUCGACUCUCCCACCGUGUAUUUCUCCGCUUUCUAACAGCCAAGGCCUCCCAACAGAGUCUCACGAACCUACGGACAUUGAUCCUCAAUUCUCCGCAACGCUUGGCUUGAGCACCUCCACCCCCACUUCUCAACCUACCCAAGUCAUCUCUGAUGGUGCAAUGGAGUCCAUGCUGCCUUUCGAUGCGAUCAUGGCUUCUGAGCUCGAUCUGCUGAACGAGAUAGACUUGGCCAUCAAUCUCGCAUCUCAGGACCCUAAGCUGCUUGAAGAACUGGCUGAACUCUUUCGGUUCGAGGAAACCCAGUCGAUGAACCAGACUGUCACUCCCAUUGAGGUAAACGCCUCGGACGGUGGUGCCUUUCCUGUUCAACACACCGUGUCGAGCGGCUCAGUGCAUGCGCCUCGAAACGACCCAGAGCCCUGCACUACUGGGAGUGAAAGGGCACCAACCCUUGAUUUGGAUGUUUGGGAUAGUCUCUGGGCGCCCAGUUUCUCUUUCACGACAGAGGGCCCGUGCCCUAGUCUCCAAUUCCAUGAUGUAGGAAGCGCCAACCUGGCUGAGAUGGAUCCCAUUCCUCCGUUUGCGGUAAACGUCGUCAUGGGCAGCCAACACGACACCGCAGUCCAUGAGACUGACCAGGUAUCCAUCCACAUCAGCUCACAGCCCAAACAGUCGCCCGUUACAUCUAAUGAUAAUAGCGGAGUCGAUGCGACAAUAUCCAAAACUGGCGUCAGCGAUGUCAAUAUGAACGCAACCCAGGCGUCGUCACUGGAAGUGAAGCGGGAAGAUGAGGACUCCGCAGAUCCAGUUCUGCUGGCAUCUAAGUAUGACGCUUGGGAAUGCAAUUCAUAUGCCAUCACGGACAACCAUGCAACCACCCUCACUCGGGAGAAGUUGAAAAAGAGGAAGACCGAUCUCGACCUCGAAGCCAGCGACCCGCUCCCACAAAAGCGACCAUGCAUCAGAACAACCUCGGAGGCCAUGGCUCCUCCUGAAAAUGCAUCAGACGUGAGAAGGGAGGCAGAUGUCGACACGCAUAACAGCGAAUCUCAUGACGACACUCAUGUACUCAAUACAAAGAGGCCUCGCACCCAAAAGCGCCGAUACCGCAGCGCGUUGCGCAAUAGCGAGGAACCAAAGUUCGUCACACUCAGCGAUACUGUUGGGUCAGAUGGAUAUAUCAAGGACUCAUUUCCUCUACAUAUUCACAGUCUGGACAUGCACCCUGACCCGACCGACACUUUCAUGCUCCAGUACCGCUGGGAUCGUCGGCAGAAGCUUUGGGUGACCGAUGCAACGGGCACCGAGAGUCUACCUCAACAUAUCCUUCCUGCCCCCACGAUAACGGCAGACCAAGUGCUUAGCUUGGUGGCGGCCGUCCCCGCAUUGUUCGAUAUUUAUCUUCGGGUUGGCUAUAGCACGAAUUUCGUCAUGUCAUGGGACGACUCCGAGAGCUGUUUCAUCAUAGAUGAUCCUAUUGUGUGGUGUCUUUCAGUCGUUCGUGGGGAUGUGUGA